This is a messenger RNA of Closterium sp. Naga37s-1, 1895 nucleotides long. The record is from the annotation of a GenBank genome assembly. NCBI's taxonomy places the organism in Eukaryota, Viridiplantae, Streptophyta, Zygnematophyceae, Desmidiales, Closteriaceae.
GUGCAGUAGCACUGGCAGCAGUCCCUGUUGCAACUGAGCCAUGGGGGAUUAGAAGCUUCACGGAGCCUGGAGCUGCACAUGCAGCUGUUCUGCCAGGGCGAGUAGGGCAGGGGCCUCUGUUGGCUGCUGUGAGCGACGAUGACGAGGACACCAUCGUGUCUCUGUUUGAGAACGCAACGGCGUCAGUAGUGUCUAUUAUGAAUGUGGAAGUGAAUGGAAGCGGCAAGGGAAAGGGAGGAGCUGGAGAGGAAGUCAUGGAAGGAAUUGGCUCCGGUUUUGUCUGGGAUGAAUACGGUCAUAUUGUCACCAACUACCAUGUGGUUGCCAAGCUGGCGACUGACACUUCUGGGCGGCAAGCCUGCAGGGUGUCUCUUCUCGCCCCAACAGGCGCCAUGCAGACGUACGCUGCUACUCUUGUCGGCACCGACCCCUCCAGAGAUCUUGCUGUACUCAAGGUAGACCUAUCUCAGCCUGUGCCUGAAGCAGCGGAUACAGGUGCAGCAGCAGACGGUGCAGUGGCGGUAGCAGCACCAGCAGCACCGACCCUGUACCCCAUUCCUGUGGGCUCUUCGUCGGACCUGAGGGUUGGCCAGAGCUGCUUCGCCAUCGGCAAUCCCUAUGGCCUGCAGCACACACUCACUGCUGGGGUCAUCAGUGGGCUAGGCAGGGAGAUUCCGGCACCAACGGGUGCUGCGAUCAGGGGAGCGAUUCAGACUGACGCUGCAAUCAACGCAGGUAACUCCGGUGGUCCUCUGCUCGACUCCUUUGGACGGAUCAUCGGAGUAAACACUGCAACUUUCACCCGAUCAGGUUCUGGCUCGUCAUCCGGGGUCAACUUUGCCAUCCCAGUUGACACGACUUUUAUCAUGGCUGCCUUUGCGAGCUCUCUCGCGCUCUCCGCCUCCGCGGCUCCCCGCGCUGCCGUCCGCUGCUCCGCUGCGGAACCCGCUCCGUCCAGCCAGGCCGCUCCCGCUCAGGUCCGCGUAGCGUCGUCGGGCCUUCCGUCCUUCGCGAGGGUGUCGGCGGAGAAUGCUGCGACGGCGAUUGACCCGUCUGCGACGUUCGCGAACGUGAUGUGGGCGAAGACGUACAACACGCAGAUUCUGGUGGGCGAGAGCGAGAGCACGGAGUCGGUCGUGCGACGGUUUAAGAAGAUUUGCAUGGAGGCGAACAUCGUGAACGAGUGUCGCAGGCGACGCUUCUUCGAGACGCAGCAGGACAUCGUCAAGCGCAAGCAGAAGGACGCCGCCAGGCAACGCAAGCGAUUCUCGCGUGCCUCCUCAGGCCCUCGCCCUUUCUUCACGCGUGACCCUGCGGCGGCCAGCAAGGCAGCAGCCACCUCCAACGACGAUGAUGAUGACUUCUGGGAUGCCAAGCCCGCGCAUACUGCUAAGCCGGCCGUGCCGUCAGCAGCCGGACCGAGCGUCCGCUUGCCAUCUCGUGCGUCGUCGUCGAAGCCUCCGCCUCGUUACAAGCAGGCCGUGCUCCGUUGGGCCGAUCCUACAGAUCCUGGACGUCCUCUCGCUGAUGCCGACCCAAGCCUUCAAGCGGCAUGCCGCGACGAACAAGCACCAGUUGGCCAUCAAUCACCAGAAGCAGAUGCUAGCUCAGGCUGGGAUGCGCGGCUGUCGGACCUCAUGUGCAUGGCAUUGCUGCCGUACGAGCCCGACUGGGCGGAGGUGGUGAAGAUCUGGAGGGCGUACAAGAAGCGCAAGCCCAUCACAACAGUGGCAGCACCAAAGAAGCAACCUAGUGCUAAGGGGAAAGAGAAGGUGGACGAGGAUGAUGCUGGUGGUGCUGGCUCUGGGUGGGGGACAGAGACCCCCGUGCACAGGCACGGUUCUAUGAGCGAUGGUGGUGGUAGUGACGAAGAUGAAGACAUGUGUGUGAUGUGA